Molecule: messenger RNA, 607 nt
Organism: Dinoponera quadriceps
Lineage: Eukaryota; Metazoa; Arthropoda; Insecta; Hymenoptera; Formicidae
Gene: Phf5a
Product: PHD finger-like domain-containing protein 5A
Exons: 3
Coding region: 126-458 (110 amino acids)
Biological process (GO): mRNA splicing, via spliceosome
Cellular component (GO): catalytic step 2 spliceosome; U12-type spliceosomal complex; U2 snRNP
Source: RefSeq, a predicted model, not a curated record
AUUUAUUUUGUUACGAUGACAACAAACUGUAGAAUAUCGAGCAAAUUCGAAUAACAGAGAAGAAACAAAUCUAUUUGCAGCGAUAAUAGGGUAGAAACAAAGUAAUAAAACAACAUUUUGGGAUCAUGGCUAAGCAUCAUCCAGAUUUAAUUUUUUGCCGCAAGCAGCCGGGAGUCGCUAUUGGUCGGCUGUGCGAAAAAUGCGACGGCAAAUGUGUCAUUUGCGAUUCCUACGUGAGACCCUGCACAUUAGUUAGGAUAUGCGACGAGUGCAAUUAUGGUUCUUAUCAGGGACGUUGUGUGAUAUGUGGUGGUCCUGGUGUAUCGGAUGCAUAUUACUGCAAAGAAUGUACAAUACAAGAGAAAGAUAGAGAUGGCUGUCCUAAAAUUGUUAAUCUAGGAAGCUCUAAAACAGACCUCUUCUAUGAGAGGAAGAAAUAUGGAUUCAAAAGAAGAUAAUUGUACCACGUUAAGAUACUACUUUUUUGUAGAAUCCUUGCUACUAAACACGUUGAGCAUCAGGUAAUUUAUUACUUUUAUAAUACAAUCAUAGCUCAAUGACAAUUUUGUUAUCAUAUAAAUAACCAUGCUACAAUACUGCUAAAUAU